GGAGCAGGGAUAACAAUUCACGGGUAAAAAAAACAACUUUUUUGUCUAGCCUCCCACCACCACCCCGCUGCGCAAACGUUCUUUUUUGAUAGAGCACGCGUUUUGUCAUUCGUAGAAAAGUGCACCUCAUACAAAUCGAUUCGGAAAUGUGGAAGUUACUAAUUAUUUUCCAGGUUUAUGCCUCGCCUUUGAUGGGAAGUCGCCCCUACAAACAUGGCCGUUACGUAGCACGGCGGUUAGCAUGCUCCAAUUCAAGCUAUUGUAACAGAAAAAUAUCGUGGUGAGGCAGUGUCUCGUCCACUAAGAUGGCUGAAGUUGAGGAAACUUUGCAGAGAAUCGAAGCCCAUGGUAGUGUCGCAGGAACUAUUGUGGCCAAUGCAGACGGUAUUCCUAUCCGAUCGACGUUCGACAGCUCCAAGGCUGGCAAGUACGCGGAUGUUCUUCGCCACCUCACCGCCAUGGCCAGGAGCACGGUGAGGGAUGUGGACCCUCAAGAUGAUCUCAUCGUGCUGCGCAUCAGCACAAAGAAUCAAGAAAUUAUGGUUGCACCAGAGAAUUCCUAUCUUCUUAUACUGGUCCAGAGAUUUGAGCGGUAUGCACGUGCAUGAGAGGCAGACCGAUUGGUCACAUGUUGGUGGAUUAUAUUCAUGUGCAGUACGAAUGAGUGGAGGAGCAAGUCAUCUCUUGUAGCUGCAGAUUUUUGUGUCCAUGUAAUCCACUGCAUCAGAUAUUCCCUACCAGUGUUCUGUGGGAAAUUAUCCACAUUUACUUAAUUGGUAUUAAAAUGAUUUAUUUGAUUUUUA
Messenger RNA from Hippocampus comes (tiger tail seahorse), 803 nucleotides. RefSeq names its product dynein light chain roadblock-type 2-like. The coding region runs from base 306 to 608 and encodes 100 amino acids. Lineage: Eukaryota; Metazoa; Chordata; Actinopteri; Syngnathiformes; Syngnathidae. Gene Ontology annotation, cellular component: cytoplasmic dynein complex. The record is from RefSeq and is a predicted model, not a curated record. The transcript is spliced from 5 exons. Gene Ontology annotation, biological process: microtubule-based movement.